GUAGUUCCCUAUGUCUUCAGAACAAGAGAGUUCGGUUGGUUCCGAAUCAACCCCCGCCUCUCCUGCCGACAACAACAGGGAGGAAGAAGAGCAAGACCAGGAGAUGAAGAGUGAGAGUGGAAGUGACCUCUCAGAGGCGGAGGCGGAGGGGGAGGGCGGUGAGGAAGAAGACGAAUCGUCACCCGUCUCACCCUCAACUACCAAUGACAAAGAAAGCAAUGUGAACAGUCCUCAGGAAUCGGCAAAUAUCAAAGCAGAACAGACUGAAAAGACGCCAACUAGUCCAACAGGCGGAGACGGAGGAAAGAAGAAGACGCCGACGAAAGUGGUGGUGCCUAAGAAUGCGGGAGACAAGAAGCAACUGGAUGAUCAGAUGGACAAAGACAGGACCAGUCGGUUUGAGUUCCUCCUCAAACAAACGGAGAUCUUCUCAUUCUUCGUAUCUUCAGGUGAGAAACCAACGCCUGGUGUUUUAAAUGCAGCUUCUGCAGAUUUAGCAGCAGGAACAUCGGGGGCAGAUCCCAAGAAAGCCUCGUCCUCCAGAGCGACUUCAGGGAGGAAAAUAAGAAAGAAAGACAUGGAAAAGGUCAAGUUGAAGGCUGUCGCCGGAGACCACAGGCACCGCAAGACUGAAGAAGAGGAAGACGCGGAGCUAUUGGAGGGUAUAGUGGAGGAAAAGGGGAAGGAUGGUGCUAGUGGUGGCAUCCGGUUCGAAUCUACUCCGUUCUACAUCAAAAAUGGAACUAUGAGAGACUACCAAGUGCGUGGUCUGAACUGGCUGAUAAGUCUGCAUGACAACGGAAUCAAUGGGAUCCUGGCGGACGAGAUGGGUCUAGGGAAGACAUUGCAGACCAUAUCUAUGAUAGGAUACCUCAAGUUCUAUAAGCAACUCAGUGGGCCCCACAUAGUCAUUGUGCCUAAGAGUACACUGCAGAACUGGAAGAAUGAGUUCGAAAAGUGGACUCCGGAUAUUAAGGCCGUCUGUCUGAUCGGAGGCCAAGAAGAGCGAGCAAGACUCAUCAACGAGGAGAUUCUAGGUGGCAAAUGGGACGUUCUAAUCACUUCAUAUGAGAUGAUCUUACUGGAGAGAACUUUCCUCAAAAAAUAUAACUGGCGCCAGCUUGUAAUCGACGAAGCUCACAGAAUCAAGAAUGAGCAGUCCAAACUGUCAAUAUUUGUACGUGAGUUGCGAUCUCAAAGUAGACUCCUCCUCACUGGAACUCCUCUCCAGAACAAUCUCCAUGAAUUGUGGGCUCUGCUCAACUUCCUGCUCCCGGACGUGUUCAACUCCUCGGAGGACUUCGAUGAGUGGUUCCAGGAGAAUGACGUCAUGGGAAACCAAGACAUCGCAGUCAGACUGCAUACAGUACUGCGCCCCUUUCUGCUGAGAAGAAUCAAGGCAGACGUGGAGAAGAGUCUGUUGCCGAAGAAGGAGCUGAAAAUAUAUGUGGGACUGGCUGCUAUGCAGCGGGAGUGGUACACCAAGAUUCUAAUGAAGGACAUAGACAUUGUGAAUGGAGCUGGCCGGAUGGACAAACUGAGACUAGCUAAUAUUCUGAUGCAGUUGAGGAAGUGUUGCAAUCAUCCCUACCUCUUCGAUGGAGCUGAGCCAGGCCCUCCCUAUACGACUGACCGACACUUGUACGACAACUGUGGCAAGAUGACAGUCCUGAAUAAACUACUGCCAAAGCUGAAGGAACAAGGCUCCAGAGUUCUAAUCUUCUCCCAGAUGACACGAAUGCUGGACAUCCUAGAAGAUUAUUUCUGGUUCACUGGCUACAAGUACUGCAGGCUGGAUGGAAACACAGACCAUGUUGAUCGGCAGAAAAUGAUCAACGAGUACAACAAGCCGGGCAGUGAGCUGUUUGCUUUCAUCCUCAGCACCAGAGCGGGAGGUUUGGGAAUCAACUUGGCGACUGCCGACGUCGUGAUAAUUUAUGACAGCGACUGGAACCCUCAGGCUGACUUACAAGCUAUGGACCGAGCUCACAGAAUUGGCCAAACUAAACAAGUCAGAGUGUUCCGACUCAUCACUGAAAACACGGUUGAGGAACGAAUUGUGGAACGAGCACAGAUGAAAUUAAAGCUAGACAAUCUAGUGAUCCAACAAGGCCGACUUGUUGAAGCCAGCAAGUCUCUAAACAAAGACGAGAUGAUGACUAUUAUUAGGCACGGGGCAGAUCACAUUUUUAAAAGCAAAGAUUCCGAAAUUACUGACGAAGACAUCGAUAUGAUUUUAUCACAUUCCGAGAAGAAACAGUCCGAAUUCGACGAAAAGUUGUCCAAAAUAGCUGACGGGCAAUUGCGUAAUUUUUCGAUUGAUAAUUUUGAUGCUAGCAAUACAGAAGACGGAGAAGCGAGAUCUAUUUAUUUGUUUGAGGGCGAGAAUUGGAGAGAUAAACAGAAAGAACACGUAGGUUUGAGAUGGAUUGAGCCACCAAAGCGAGAGCGAAAAGGCAAAGCCAACUAUCAGGUAUCGGACUAUUUCAAGCAGCAACUGCAAACAGGCGAUAAAUCCAUUCCGAAAGCCCCGAGGCCUCCGAAACAACCCCAUCUUCAAGACUUUCAGUUUUACCCUCCAAGAUUGUUCGAAAUCCUAGACAAGGAAGUGUACAUUUAUCGGAAGAAUUUGGGAUACAAAGUACCACUGAAUCCAACAUUGCCGAAUGCAGAGAUGAAACAACAAGAGGAGCAGGAGAAAGUAGACAGCGCUGUUCCUCUCACAGAAGACGAAGAACACGAAAAGCAGUUUUACUUGGAUGAAGGAUUCAAAAACUGGUUCAAAAGAGACUUCCAACAGUUUGUGAAGGCUAACGAGAAGUAUGGUCGGAAGGAUCUGGCCAAUAUUUGUCAGGAGGUAGAGGGAAAGACGCCGGAGGAAGUGAGCGACUAUGCUAAGGUGUUUUGGGAGAGGAAGGAUGAGUUGCAAGACCACGACAAAAUAAUGGCUCAAAUUGAAAGAGGCGAGGCUAAAAUUCAGAGGAAAGAAUCGGUCAAAAAAGCACUCGACACCAAAAUGAACAAGUACAAGUUCCCGUUCUACCAACUCAAAGUAGUCUACGGAGCAGCCAAGGGCAAACAGUAUAACGAAGAAGAAGACCGCUUUCUCCUCUGCAUGCUUUACAAACUCGGUUUUGACAAGGAAUCCGCCUACGAUGAAUUGAGAACAGCAAUCAGAAAUGCGCCCCAGUUCAGAUUCAACUGGUUUUUGAAGUCGAGAAAUUCAGCUGAACUUCAGAAACGAUGCAACACUUUGAUUAAUAUGGUGGAGAGAGAGAUUGAAAAUGAGAAUAAGGUGAGAAAUGGUGGUGUCGAUACUAAAAAGAGAACAAGGGCACCGAAUGGUGCAGGUGCUGCUUCAGCUGCGAAAAAGAAGAAGUGAUUUUGAAUUUCUACCUCGCCGAAAUGCAUGAACUUUUUGAAGUGACUAUAAAUUGUUUUCUGUCUCUGAGUAAAACGUAUAAAAGGUUUGUAAUAUCUUGAUCUUUAGGAUUUAAAGGAUCUCUUUAUUGAUUUCCCCCUCAAGUGCAAGGAGGAGUUUCGUUGCUAGGCAAAUUUUUUCAGCGAAUAUUCCCAUUUGCUGAACAAUAGAAGUAGCUUGUUAAGAUGAUGGAUAUUCUGUUAAAGAAAUCCGAUUUGCGAUCAAAUAAGUUUUCGAUAAAUGAAGAUUUUUUUCUAGUGCAUCGAAAAUUAGUGUUGUUUUGCGAAAACUUUACUUUUGUAAUGCCUAUCAAUGUUUCCGA
Molecule: messenger RNA, 3743 nt
Organism: Symsagittifera roscoffensis
Lineage: Eukaryota; Metazoa; Xenacoelomorpha; Acoela; Convolutidae
Product: chromatin-remodeling complex ATPase chain Iswi-like
Exons: 10
Coding region: 11-3382 (1123 amino acids)
Biological process (GO): nucleosome organization; regulation of transcription by RNA polymerase II
Cellular component (GO): nucleus; chromatin
Molecular function (GO): ATP-dependent chromatin remodeler activity; ATP binding; nucleosome binding
Source: RefSeq, a predicted model, not a curated record